AAGCUCUUAGCCUGAGUUCCCUCUCUUUUCGGGAGAUGAUAUUGCCUGAGAGCACACAACUUCCCAACUGAGAACUCCCAGGUGAUGCAUUGUGUGAAGAUUCAGCUGGAAUGGAACGCCUCUGUUAGCAGGCUUUAGCUCCGAUUGGGUUUUUUUUUCCCAGACCGAGUCGAUCGGGACUUGAACUUGGUGUUCAGUGGCGAGCCAGUUUAAAGUGAAGAUUUGACUGUGGAGGAACCAGCAACGCGGUGUGGCCAGCCGCAGGAUCCGUCUGCAGAACACAGCAUCAUCGAUCCCCUCUUUAUUCACAGACAGAUAAGAUUGACACUCAAAAAUCUACCCGGGUAGUUCGAACACAGACAUUACAAGAACACACAUACUCAUACACAAGGAACCUAUGCUUCUUUCCAUAAAGGAGCAGUGCGCAUUGGGCAUUGAACUCUUUAAUUCUUUCGAGAAGACCUCCAAAGAGGGCAUUCUUAUUAUUUUGGGUCCAUUUAUUGUGCAUAUGUGCAUACUAGGAAGCCGGCUUAGGUAGGCAGGGUCUGUAAUUUCAUGUUUGUUGUUUGGUGGACAAUACACCUCAAUUCAAAUCAUCCAGUUGUGUGUGUGUGUGGUAUCUCUGCUGACACAGGCUUUCAGGCUCUGCAGUCAUUCCUGGAUCUUACUGACACUGGCUUAGUAUUAAACCAUCAUUGGUAUACUUGUCUGCAAUAACUGUUACACUUACCACAGAGUGGAGGACAUCACAGGCGUCGUUGGCAUUAGCAGAGGGGGGAAUAUACGAUGCUAUCACAAUAACGUGUGAGAAUUCCCUCAGCAGAUAGCAAGGUCUCCUGCUAACGGCCAACAGUUCAGUGUCCCUAUGGUAGAGUCGUUUUUUAAUAGUUAUGUGCCUAGAGUUACACCAUCUAUCAUUAACAAAUACAGCCUUUCCUCCUCCUUUCCUUUUGCCACUCUCCGUCGUUCUGUCCGCCCUCACCAGAUGAAACCUGUCCAGAGCGGCGUUUGUAUCUGGGGUUACCGUGGUCAGCCAUGUCUCUGUGAACACCAAGAUGCUGCACUCCCAAUAUUCCCUCUGGUGCGGUUGCAAAAAGUACAAGUAGGGCCACAGCAAAAACAGCGACACUGGGGCCCCUAGUGCACAAAAGGACACAACCCCACACAAAAACAGCUAAAGAAAAAAUUAAAGAACAUGGACGUAGAGAGGAAAAAAACUUAACAGUAUGCAAGAGCUGCCACAACAGGCUGCCACUCAUGCCGCCCCAUAUUGAUCACGAUAACGAUUGUUGUAAAUGUUAACGAUUGUUGUUGUAGUGAUUGUUACCAGUGCUCCUUGUCCAGAAUAAUUGUUAAGUAUAUAUGGUGAGUAUUUCAAUAGGUGUUUCACUGUAUUAUUUUGGGCAUGGUCGAAUCGUAUAUGAAUCAAAAUGUCUGAUAAGUUUUUAUUUCCUCUAUAGGCCGCAUCAUUUGCUUCAUGUGCCUGGCUGAAAUUGGCCUUUAACUCUGUGAUAAGCCCCAACAGUUGUUGUGAGUAUGCGAGCACCAACGGGAUGAGUGUGAGACUGCCCCUCACAGUUUCAUAAUCACCUUUAUUAAUAAAGGAGUUCCUGACCUCAGUCCUGAUGGAUCUAAGGAAAUGGCCCGGAUACCCUCAGGGUCUCAGUGCUUUAAAUAACUCUGAGGUAGCCUCAUCUACGUCAUGUAAGUAGGUACAUAUUCUGUGGAAUCUGAUUAAUUGGGAUUUAAUUAGUCCUUUGAAUAUAUGUUUCGGGUGGUAGCUGCUCAUAUGUAAGAGAGUGUGUUUGUUAGUCUCUUUGAAGUAAACCUUAUUUCAGGUACCGCAGGUACCUGCGUAGAGUCUGGCAUGUGGGACAUCCAGACCAAAGAGGUAAAUUCUCUGUUUUGCAGUGAUGUAUUUGUCCUCAUAUAAUUAGCUUAUUAUUGACCUGAUUAUAUUAUAUUUCAGCUUGCAGAGGUUGUUCCAGGGGUACAUAGUAAGUGGUAUUAUUUAGUUGUCUUUCCGCUUCCAGGAGAUAAUUAAAUCUAUUCUGGAGUACAAUUUGUUCUCCCUUAUCUGUAGGCUUUAUAACUAUUUCUUGUGUUUUACUGAGUGUGGAGAGAGCCUGCCUUUGUGCCCCUGUUAUGUUAGCUUUAGCUUUGUAGCUUUAGAGCUACAGAGGGCUCUGAACUGAGAGGGAGCAUUUUUUUCUCUGUGGAUCAGUUCCCAGAUCGGUUCCGACAGGGAAUCAAAGGCAGGCUCCUACCUGGAAUUAUUUGUGAAUGGUACAUAUGGAUAGUCUCAAUUAUAGUGGAAAUGGUCUAAGAUUUUAAGUCUUUAAUGAUACGUGUACAGGUCACUCAGCAGCUGUGUUCGGUCUGGUAGUUUUGGUGUCGGGAUAAAAGUAAGGCCCUUCUCUAAUAUUUCACUUUGUAAUUUAUUUAGUUUGAAAAAAGAAUAAAGGUUGAUUACGUUGGGACUGUGGGGAGUAACAGUUUUGCACUACUCCCCUGUUACAUGUUUAACUGAUCGAGCCAGUGUUCCACUAUUUUUCCAGCAGUGUCAGCUGUCCAGUGGACUGGAUCCCUUGGCUCUGUUUUAAACAUGAGUGGGCUAAUUUCUGACAGGUACCUGCACUUUUUUCCAAUAUACUUAUUUAAGUGUAUGAGCAGGUAUUUUUGCUGUUUCUCUAAUUUGCUGUUGAAGUUAAUAAUGGGAACAUAAGUUAAAGCAUUUGGGAAAGUUGCUUCCGCUGUUCGUAGCAACAUAUUGAGCUGUUUGAUUAUGGUUAGGGGCUGAUGCCAUCUAAGACAGUUGUUAAGACCGACAGAUAAAACCACUGUAUUCACAGAUUUGUUGGGAGGAUUUUUUUUUCAGGAUUUCACCUUUUCACAUUUGGUGAAAUUGUGCUCCUGGAAAGCCAUCCAUUUGGAUGUCCUACUACUAAAUUGUGGGACUUGAGUCUCCUAUUAUUAUAAUAGAUUUUCUUGGUGUAAGAUGCCAGUCCCUGAUCUUGUGCUCUUGUGUUCUUUUGUGGACAGUCGGCUUACAGUCCAAAGUGGAUAUGGUCCCCAGAUGGGAAUGAGGUGAGGUGCUCUUAGUACAGGGUUCAGAUUGGGCAGGCUGUCAUGCCUUAUUGCUUUGCGAAAGAUUUGCCAUCAUCAUGUCCUGUUUGGUUCGUUUCUGUGUUUGAGCUGUUUCACCAAAAUUCUUUUGAGGAGACCUCACCCCCUCUGGCUGCUUCACCUGGGAUCCUGGAGCUGGGGGGAGAGAAGUGGAGACACUAGUUUGAGAAGGUGCAGAGGAUUCUGACGGAUGGAGUCGGAGAGUGCCUCUGAAGCUGCGAGGAGGCCCCAUUGUCUCCUGUUAUGCCAGCCUCAGGAGGGGUUGGUGAGGAAGCAGGGGUAGGAAGUUACUGGCAAGGGGAGGCUAUGUUCUCCUCCACCAUUUCAGACUGGAGCAGUAUGGAGUCAGUCUGUUCUUGAGCAAUCAAAGGUAAGGGACUCUGAGAUGGGCUACUAUUUAUCAGACCUGGGGAUGGAGAUAGCCCUCUCUGAGGUACAGUUGCAAGAAAAAGUAUGUGAACCCUUUGGAAUUUCAGGGUUUUCUGCAUUAAUUUCUCCUAAAAUGUGAUCUGAUCUUCAUCUAAGUCAAGGGUAUUGACAGAUAUAAUGUGCCUAAAAUAACAAUUUUUUUUAUCUUUCAUGUCUUUACUGAACACACUCAUUCAACAUUCAAAAUGGUAGUGGAAAACGUAAGUGAACCCUUGGAAUUAAUAGCUGGUUGACCCCCCCCUUGGCAGCAAUAACCUCAACCAAGUGCUUCCUGUAGCUGUGGACCAUACCUGCACAUUGUUCAGGAUGAAUUUUAGCCCAUUCUUCCUGGCAGAGCUGCUUUAGCUCUGUCAUAUUCUUGGGAUGUCUCAUGUGUAUGGCUCUCUUCAAAUCAUUCCAUAGCAUCUCUAUUGGAUUGAGGUCUGGGCUCUGACUUGGCCACUCCAAAAGGUGGAUUUUGUUGUUCUGAAGCCAUUCUGUUGUGGAAUUGCUCCAGUGUUUUGGUUUGUCCUGUUGCAUCACCCAACUUCUAAAGAGUUUCAGCUGACAUACAGACAUUCUCACAUUAUCCUGAAGAAUUUUUUGAUACACUUGGGAAUUUAUUUUCCCCUCAAUGAUUGCAAGCUGGCCCAAAUCAUGAUGUUUCCUCCACCAUACUUUACGGUUGGGAUGAUGUUUUCAUGAUGAUAUGCAGUGCCCUUUUUAUGCCAGAUGUAGUGCUGCGUGUUCUUUCCAAAUAGUUCAAUCUUAGUUUCGUCAGUCCACAAAACAUUUUGCCAAUACCGCUGUGGAGUGUCAAUGUGCUCUUUCGCAAACUUCAGGCGUGCAGCAAUGUUGUUUUUAGUAAGCAGCAGCUUCCUUCAUGGUGUCCUGCCAUAGACACCCUGCUUGCUCAAUGUUUUACGUACUGUAGACUCAUGAACACAGAUGUUAGCCAGCUCCAAUGAUGCCUUCAAAUCUUUGGAUGUCACUCGGGGUUGUUUCUUUACAUCAUUGAUCAGUCUUCUUGUGCUUUUGACUGCGUGCCCACUUCUCGGUAGAGUAGCCACAGUCCCAAAGUGUCUCCAUUUGUAGAUUGUUUGCCUAACUGUAGACUGGUGAAUUUCAUUCUUUCAGAAUGAAAUUUCGUUUGCAUAGGCCUCAGUUUUUACAGUUUCAGUGCAGUAUUUGUGCUAAAAUUCUGUAAGCAGAAUAUGAAUAAAUAUAUAUAAAUAAUUAGGUAUGUACAGUAGGAUUUUUAGGGUGUAUGGCGAUUUUAGCAGCAACAGUAUGGAAUGAAUAUUAAAUAUAUAAAUAUCUAUAUAAAUGUACAACAGCAGUCUAGUGUGAGACCAGCAGCACUGAGUAUUUACAGACAGUAGUUGAAAAAGAAUUUUAAGUGUUUAACAGUCUGAUGGCUUGGGGGACAAAGCUGUUGUAGAACCUGGUGGUCCUACACCGCAUGCUGCGGAACCUCUUUCCAGAGGCCAUCAGGGUAAGCAGUCCAUGAUGGGGGUGAGAGGAGUCACUGCAGAUCUUCCUGGCCCGAGACGUACAGCGGUUCUGUGCAACGUCCUGGAUGGAGGGAAGAGAAGUCCCGAUGAUUCUCUCUGCUGUCCUCACCACUCUCCUCACAUCCUUCCAGUCAGAGGCACUGCAGCCUCCACACCACACUGAGAUACAGCUGGUCAGGAUGCGCUCUAUGGUGCUUCUGUAGAAUGUGGUGAGGAUGGGUGGGGGCAGAUGGGCUCUUCUCUUCCUCUGCAGGAAGUACAUCCGCUGCUGUGCCCUCUUCACCAGUGAUGCAGUGUUUACAGACCAGGUGAGGUUGUCUGUGAUGUGCACCCCCAGGAACUUUGUGCUGCUGACCACCUCCACGGUUCCGAUGCCUCGCUGAACACAAUUUCGAUGCCUUGCAUUGAAACAGGAAAUUGCAUUAAAGUUGCUGUAACUCAGCCAUAGCUUAAUCAAUCAGCCCCAAAUUUCACAGUGAUGAUGAGGGUCCCAACAUUAACAGGAUGUUGUGAAUAUUGACAUGUGGGUGACAUGCACAUCUACAUGUCAAUAUCCAAGUAUAUUGGUAGUGCCACCUAAUGGCAACAGGAAACGAUAUGCCUCAUACAUCAUUGUUUUUCAUCAAGCAGGUUGACAAAGAUCCAUUUCACGUGUGUCCAGAGAUGGUUAAGACUGUUAAAACCAGUCAAGAUGGUUUAAGCUCCCCUUGCCACAAAAUCCAGUUUCUUUCAGUAUUCUGUUACUCUUUCUUAUAGAAAAACCACACACACAUACACACUCUCUCUCACCCAAGCAACUGCACCCUCUAUGUAAUGCUGCAAAUGUUAUGACGACAAUCCUCUGUAUGUGUGUACAUUUGGCAGAAUUGACAGUAAAGCGUUCCUGUGUUGUUGGAUAUGAGUAAAAACAACUGAAGUGCCUAGACUUUUGGCACAGUGCUGUUCGUUCUGUGGUAAUUAGUCCUAUGUUGUUUGCAAGUGACCAGGUCUUUUUGUGUUUCUGUUCAUGUAUGCAGGACUCAGUGGGCAGUAACUGCUCUUCCUCCAUUACUCCAAUCACUCUGCUCAUCUAAUCGCACGUCUUCUCAUUACCAUAGCUGAAUGUGGAUUGAUGCUUUCCUUACAGUUUUGUUUGGGUCAGUUGAGAAAUUGCACACAGGGUCAACUGACAUUUUAGAUUAACAUGCUGUCUGGUGACAGCUGCAGUGCACGUCUCUUGACGGGUACACGAUGUGAGGGCCCGUUCAGCGCUGCUUCCAGCUUUAAUUUAUUUAUUGUAUUUUAACCUGGCCCAGUUCCAGAAGUUAUUUACUUGUGAUCCUAUCAAUAAACCUUGAUUAGGGGAACUUUGCGCACAUUUAUCAUUAUAUAUAAUAUAUUUAUCAUUAUAUAUAAUAUAUAUAUAUAUAUUAUUAUAUAAUUUGCUUGUUUUCAUUGCUUUUAUUAUUUGUUGAGGAACUUUUUAACAUGUUUGUUAGGUAUUUAUGCUGCAUCUGCAUUUUACUUGUGAUAAUGGAUGUCUUGAUCUGGCUAGCUGCAAAACAAAUCUACCUAUGGGUACUAAUAAAGUAACCUAACCUAACCCAAACAAUAAUCUUUGCCUAAACCUAACCAAACCAUGGCGGUUCCAUAAGCUUAACCAUGUUUAUUACCAUGACAAUGACAGUCUGGUACGCCUGCUGCUUGCACACUCAUACGGGUCGUACCAGAGGACAGGGACAAGCGACCUACGUGGUCAUUUACAUUGGAGGACUUAGUGGUAAAAAUAUGAGACCAGCAGAGUUAAGUGGAGAAACAGAAAGAGGCAGUAGCUCUGAGUUUUGCUGGCAGAGAGUGGCUGCGUGAUAAGUGUUGUGUGUGGCUGCCACUCCCCUCUAACAGUGAAUGAGACUUUAGAAGUUGUUACAGUGAUCAAGUGAGGCUUUCAGUAAGGUGGACUGAGUGCCAUGUGAUCAUUAAUCACACAGUGCACAUGAUGAAAUCCACCACUGUCAGUAUGAGUUGACAGUGAGUGUGUGCAGUCCCCAUUCAUUUGUGCAUCAAAGCCUCUUUGUAGCAUUAACACACAAUAGGAGACUGAGUUUGGUUUUCUGAGCAGCUGUAUUUUGCCAAAAGCUCUUGCAGCUUUCUGCAGAGUGACACUUGGCCCCUUCAUCUGAUCAGAUGGGUCAGGAAGGAUUGUCCUGUUUAGCUAACAACAAAGGACUUCCACACAAGCUGUCAAAGCCAAAUUAUGUGCCCUCUCUCCUCUCCUGCAACAUCAGCAAAAUGGCUGCUCUAUAUUCCAGUCAUUAUCCAAAUGUAUCUCAAGACACUGCUUCACUGUGUGUGUCCCCAUCACAGCUCUUUUGACUCCUGGCUGCUUUUUCUGACCGCAUGGUCAGUGAACUGGCACUGAUGUAGUUUCAGUUAUGCUGUAUUUUCUCUUGUGUUUCUAGUUUAGGUUGAUGUGUUAUUUUGGUAGUAAUCAUUUCUCCUGCGUUUCUGGCUUCUGGGUUUUAUUAUUAUUAUUUCCCUCAUGUUUCCUGGUCUUGUACUUCCUGUUUUAUUUUGGAGUCUCUUGUACUGUCUGGUCUUUGGUGUUUUUACUUCUGGUCUUGUAUUCCCUCCUUUUUUAAGCCCCACCUGUGUCUCGAUUAUAAAUAUCCCAGUGUGUAUAUACUGUAUGGUCCUCUCUUUCACCAGUUCUUUGUCAGAGUAUUUUCCUGUAUUUACUUCUAUGGACUUAUUUGCUGCAUUUGCCAUUGUUCCUUUUGUACAGUGAGUUUUUGGCUCACCUUUUGUUUUGUUUUUAGUUGGAAUAAAUUAUUGUCUGCACUUUCUGGUCCUUCUCCUAUUUUCCCCAAAAUGUGACACAGUGGGUACAGUCAUCAAUGUUGCUUCAAGGACACCAAGGGACCAUCAGUUUUGUUUAAAGGAAUCUGAGGAUUUUAACAACUUAAGAUAAAGUUAACAUUAUACACUUAUACACUCCAAUUACACAUGAUGACUUUUUUUUAAAGCUGUAGUAUUUUUUUUACAAUCCUUGUGGCAUUGUGGGAAGGCUUUGAAACCAGCAGUUGUUUGAAAAUACCCAGAUAUGAGAGCAUACUAACAUUGUUUGUUUGAGUCAUUUGUUCAUAUUGUUUUUCGGUAGUUUUCAGCUGAACUGAGUUUUGGUGUUUUAUCUUGAUAUAGGCUCUGCAGCCUGAGCCUUAAUGCAGACAGAGGAAGCUGAAUUCCCACUAUUUUCUUCAGGUCACUCUCACUCACCAUCUCCUCAGCCCCCCCACUGUACCCCCAGCAUUAGCUGCCCAGCUCUCUCACCCAACCUCAUUAAUAUCAACUAUUCCAGUCCAUUACAAUCCAAUAAAAAUGGACUGGUAUGCAUAAGAAGGUCCCUUCAUCCUCUUGCACAUUUUUACCAAGAUCACCAGGUGUCUGUUUCAACAGUCUUACUCAGGAUCAUUUAAGACGCUAUCCAUGCAGUACCUGUGAGUUACACACACACAAUCUCACCUGCAAACCUUAAAAAUAGGAGGGAUCUUGGUGUGAUGCAUGCAAAUAUCCGAGGCAUCAUUUUAAAAAUUGACUGUAUUAAUAUCUGUGCAAGAAAUAACAAUCCAUACAUCUUAGUACUCUCAGAAACUUGGUGAAACCCAUCCAUAAAAGAAAUCAAUUGUUUCCCUUAGAGAUUAUUCAAUUAAAAUUUAAUUCAAUCAAAUUUUAUUUAUAUAGCACUGAAUUGAUGAACCCUGACCCUGAACCAGAUUCAGGGUGGGCAGCCAUCCACCUCAACCAGUUGGGUUGAAUAAAAGAGAGAGAGAGGGGAUGAGGGUGAGACCUGCUCAGUGCGUCAUGGGAAAUCUCCCAGCAAUCUAGGGCUAUAGCAGCAUAACUAAGGAAUGGCUCAAGCAAGCCUAAGCCAGCCCUAAAUAUCAGCCUACUGCAGAGGGUGUCUGCCUCCUGGAUUCAAACUGGGAGAAGGUUCUACAGUAGAGGAGCCUGAUAGCAGAAAGCACUGCCUCCCAUUCUAGUCCUGGAAACUCUGGGAACCACCAGUAAACCAACACCACAAUGUUCUAGUGGGGAUUGUAGGGAACAAUAACAUCUUAGAAUGGAGCUUGACCAUUAAGGGCUUUGUAGGUGAGGAGGAUGAUUUUAAAUUUUAUUCUGGAUUUGACCCGGGAGCCAGUGUAGAAAAGCUAACACGGGAGAAAUAUGACCUCUUUUUCUAGUUCCUGUCAGUAAUUGUGCUGCAUCAUUUUGGAUCAAUUGGAGAGUCUUUAGAGGCUUGUUGGAACAGCCUGAUAAUAAUGAAUGGCCAGCCUGGAAGUAACAAAUGCAUAGACGAGUUUUUCUGCAUCUUUUUGAGACUGAAAGUGUCUGAUUUUGGCAACAUUACGACAGCUGUCCUCAAAGUUUGUUUUAUGUGGGAGUUAAAGGACAUAUUCUGAUCAAAGAUAACUCCAAGCUGGAGGUCAGGGCAAAUGUCUUCUAGCAUAACUAUGUCAUUGGAAGAUGUAUUUCUGAGGUGGUCAGGGCCAACUACAAUAAUUUUGGUUUUGUCUGAGUUCAGUAGUAGGAAAUUGCUGGUCAUCCAAGUCUUAAUGUCCCUAAGGUAUGUCUGAAAUUUAGUUAACUGAUUGGUUUCAUUAGGUUUCAUUGACAAAUGUAAUUGUGUAUCAUCAGCAUAACAAUGUAUGUUUAUGGGGUGAUUUCUGAUAAUGUUGCCCAAAGGAAGCAUAUACAAGCUGAAUAGAACUGGACUAAGCACUGACCCUUGUGGAACUCCAUGUCUAAUUUCUGUGUAGGGGAGAGUGGGGUGAGAUGAGCCAGUGGGUAAGUUGACCCACCCCUUGUAUCUAGGUAACCGUGCACAUGUUUUGUCAUGUGACCAUUAAUUCAGGAAGCACCCAUCAAUUCUAUCUUGCUGUGAAGCAGAAAAGCACAUGGGAGAAAGGAAAAGAUAUCAUGCCGAGAAACUACACAAGGAAAACAAGGUGGGGCUUAACGCCCAUUGAAGAGAUGAAGAGGGCAGUCAGUGAUGCCAAGGGUGGAAAGUCCAUCAGAUCAGUGGCAAAAGAGAGGAAUAUUGACAGGUCAACACUGCAGAGGUACAUCAAAAAGAGUGAGGAAGAGGAAGUGAAAAUGACAGGGUACAUGGGAACAGCAGAAGCAAACAGAAUCUUCCCAUUGGAGUUGGAGAAGGAGCUAGCAGACCAUAUAAAAAAGCUGGCGGAGCAGUUUCAUGGCCUCACACAAAAGAAAUGCCGUGAACUGGCAUCAGAACUGGCAGAAAGAAACAACAUUUCUACCCCCAGCAACUGGACAGAGAAAGGUUUAGCUGGUAGGAUGUGCAAGAAACAACAACACCACGGAAUAUUGUAUCUGGAUUCAGAUCCACUGGGAUCUUGCCUUACAACAGAGAUGUCUUCAGAGUUUGCAGAGUUUGAGCCAUCCAUGGUGUCAGACAGGCCCAACCUGGAGCAGCAGGCUGCAGCUGCAGAUGAUGCACCCAUGGUUUCAAUCUCUCUUUCUGCUGAGCUACCUUCACCAGGCCCUGCACAGCCAUGUUCUUCACAAAGUGACACAAAUUCACACCCAAGCCCUGCUGGAUAUGUGUCUCCUUCUGUGAUUCUACCCUUUCCCAAAAGUCAGCAGCCCAGGAAACAAACAAACCGAAAGCAUGUGAAGACAAGAGUCCUGACUGAUACACCUGAAAAGCAGGAAAUUGAACGUGCCCAAGAGAGGCAAAAUAUACAGAAAGGCAAAACAGAAAGAACCAUCAAAGAGCAAGCAAAGCUGAAGAAGAAAUGAAGCCAGACAAAAAACGUAGUGGAAAGCAGCUCUGAAGGGAGUGAUGUUGCCAUCCCAUUUGAUGACACUUCUGAGCAUGAGAGCUCAAGCGAUGAAAGAAGUGAACCAGAUGUCUUAGAUCUGGUAGUUGGUGACUUUGUCAUCGUAAAAUUUGUAUCCAAAUGCAUAAUCCACCUUUACAUUGGCUUGGUUGACAGCCUUGAGGGCAACGAAGUGAGUGCCAGAUUUCUCAGAAGAAUCCGAGCGAUCACAGGCAAUAAGAAACCCACCUUUGCAUUCAAGGAAAAGGAUGAGGCAUCUUUCCCACGGAGUGAUGUGCUGAAGAGGCUACCACAACUUCAAACGGCUGGAGGAACUGCUGGAGGAAUUGCGGGAGCAACAGUUCAUUUUCCCCUGCAACCUUGACAGUUGGAACAUUGAAUAGUUGUUUCGAUUAAAUGGUUAAAUGGUUUAGAGACUAACUGGUGGUUUGUUUUGAAAGGAACUGGUGAUUUGUUCUGAUAAGUUCAAAACUGCUAAAACCUUUUGUUCUCACAAGUUCAAAUCUGUUAAAACCUGUUGUUAGCACAAUAUGCUCAGGUUUAAAACUCAGAUGGUCAAUUUACCCCCAGAUGGCUCAAUUUACCCACUGACAUGGUUCAACUUACCCCUUACCUGAGCACUUUUUUUUUGAGAAGUCAUUAUUUUGGGCAGCUUUGUCAGAGAUGCAUUUUGAUAAUUUCAUUUGAUAGGAGACAUCUUGAAAUAAAGUUAUGUUUCAAUUCUAUCUCUGUGUCAUUUUUCCUUACCUCCAGGACAACAUAAGUAAAAAAUGGCUCAUAUUACCCCACUCUCCCCUACAUGGAGUUGUUGUUAACUGGCUUAAGUCCUAUCUAUCUGAUAGUACUCAGUUUGUACAUUUAGUGCAGUUCCUUUAAUGCCGAUAGAAUUCUCCAGUGUCUGUAAAAGGAUGUGAUGGUCAAUUGCAUCAAUAUUGUACAAUACUGUACAAUAAUGAGGUAAAUGCAGAGCUAAGGUGGUUGUUGUUGACAUCCACAUGAAUAUUAAAAUCACCUACUAUAAUAACUUUUUCUAAGGACUAUGAAAAUUUGUAUAUAUAGUAUAUAUGGAUAAGAUAGACCCUCAAAGGGCAGUGGUGGUGUUAAAAAUAAUAUGGUAUUCAUGUCACUUAAUGUCUCCAUCUCCAAACAGUAUGAGUUAGUAAGAGCUGAACCACACCACCUCCCUCUUUGUUGUCGGAAUUUAUUGCCUUUCCCCCUUUUUCAGUUACUGAACCUCUUCAUAUAACUGACACCAAGAAAGCUCCAGGAGAACAUCUUUGACCCAAUUCUUCUUAGAAUCUCUGAUCCUUUAAUCACUGAUUGCUUAACUAAUAUUUUCAACUUCAACAGUUGUAUUGGCGUCAUCCCAAAAAUAUGGAAAGCAGCUCACAUGGUGCUUUUGUGUUUUGGCUUAAAGAAUAAAUUACUGGACUGAGGUCAGCCACUGAGUUUGCAUUUUGAGUCUGUUUCCUGUAUUUUGAGCUCCCAAACAUGACAAUCCCAAUUGAGAAAGUUCCCCACUAUAAACACCUUGGCAUUUGGAUUGAUGAUAAACCCACAAUACAAUGCAAUUUAAGUCACAAAUUAAAAAUGCAUCUUAGUUUUCUGUCUCCCACCAUACAGUAGGAAAAAGAUUGUGGAAGCAACUUUUCUCUCUCUCUAUCAGAUUAUAACAUUUAUAGACAUACUCCCAUUUCCACUCUUAAACAUGUGGAUCUGUCUGGAAUCAGUUACAGAGCAGACUGAAACUUGACACACUGAUACCAAUAGGCCAGUUCAAAUACAUGGUUAGAGGCUUUACUAACUUGAUGUGUGACUGUCUUACAUAAUGUAUGUGUAAAUGUGUAUGUGUGUAUCUGUAUGUCUGUGUGUGCAUGUGUGUAAUGAGUGCAUAUAAUUAAACGUGUACAUUUAAAUAUAACAGGAUGUCACAGACAUGCACAUACAUACUUUUGUCAAUGCAUCAUACAUGUCUCAGCAAUGAGCAGCCAGGUCAAGUUACACAGUCACUUCUAAUCAUUGUCUAGAAAGUUCUGAAGCAAACACAAACUCAAAUACCUUCCAGGGCUUCCCCUGUGCAACAUGAGACCUGGGAACUGCACAAAUUUGUUUUACUGCACAAUAAAGGAGUAGCGGGACCUGGGCUGCAUGGUGUUUUCUGUCAAAUGCUACCCAGUGGUCCUGUAGCCCUGUGAGACCCAGGCGUGCUUGGAGGCAUCUGCUGCCUGACCUGCCACUGUCAUUUCCUGCCUGGUUCAGACGGAUCUUUGUGGUGAUGUAUGGAGGAGUGUCUGAAAGUCAGAGCCAAAUAGCUCAUAAACCUUCACAUCACAUUACUGACAACACCAGGGAAGAAGGUGAAAUAUUAUGGAACAUUUACAGUUUUUUGCAGACUUCUGCAUAUUCACACACACAGCUGUGUUUCUCUUUUUUACAGUGUGUGACAACAGGACAGAACUGACCUCUGGGAGGCUCUGGCAGUAAAUUCACCUCCCAUGUCCAAUUGUCUUUAUGUGAAAACACUUUAACAUACUCAUUUCAUUCAAACAUCCAUCCAUCCAUCUAUUAUCUAUACUGCUUAAUGUUUAUUAACAUGAUCCACUAUUCUGUAAAUAUCAGGAAGGUUUAAGAAAUUCACUUGAAAAGCAGUUAAUGUUUCCAGAGACCAUGAGAUCACCUGUGGAGUCUCUUCAUAGUCCCGGUGGUACAGUGGUUUUCAUAUUCAGAAAACAAAGUCUAUCAAUCUAUUGAUUGGAGCUCGGAUUGUGUAGUCCCACUCACUGAACUGAAACAUGGUGCUACAGUGCAUAUUACCCAUGAUCCUCUUCUUGCUGUGGCUGUAACAAACACACAAAACUAUGUUUCUAAUUCUUGAUAUUUUUAAAGUUUCCUGACUGGAUAUCAGAGAUGAAUGCUAGUUUUAAAUGACUUCUAAGUCUUUUUAACUGCUCCACAGUUCAACAUUAUUCUGGAACUUGCUGGGCCUGAAUCCAGCAGUUUAAGCCACUGACUCUCACUCAGUUAGAGGGAGAUUGUACCUGCUCACCACAGUUACACAAACAAGUGUUCAAAUGACAGAGGCUCCAUUCUCCCCGUUAUAGUCACUAAGACACCACAGUCAGUCUGAAGCUGAGAGUUUAAGGUUAAAUAGUUACAGCAGGUUGAUUUAAAUGUUCUUUUGGGCCGUGUUAGAGGAGUUAACCAACAACCUGUACAGACUUGAAACAGCUAUUGAACUGCAUUAUUUUAUAUUUUAAAUACUCUUUGGAAGACAUGGGGAAAAUAUUGAGUAUGAUUAUUUUUAUAAAUUUAUAUUUAGAAAUCUUAUUUAUAAAUCUUACUACAUGUUGUUAUAAAUUAAUAGCAAAGUUGCACCAUGCUGGUGCCACAAUUGUGAAAACAAAGCCCUUAUGGGAAAGUGAUGUGAUGUGAGGUACAGAGUACGUGCAGGACAUCCAACUAUGCACCUCCAUGUUUUAGACUUGUAAUGCAGGAUGUUUUGUUGUCCUUUCAGUACAGCACAUUUCUUGUGAAGCAGCCUAAAACACCAGAGUGGCUCUGAGCCUUGUAAAUAUUUGUGUGUGUGUGUUUGUGUGUGUGUGUGUGUGUGUGUGUGUGUGUGUAUCUGAGCACAUCUAAAACACACAUAUGACUCUCAGCAUGUUUGGUGUCUUUCUUUGUGGAUUCAUCCGUGAGUGAUGGCAGCUGGCAGAAAGGCACUGACCCACACUGACCCCAGGCAGGCCAAAAGGGGGCUGUGUGGGAAAGACGUGGGUGGACAUGGACCACUUCCUCAGGCUAAGCAGAUCUUGGGGCCAGAGGAAGCCCCCAGAGCGAGCCGGGGCAACAGAGCAGCACACUCCCAAUUCACAGCCAGGCAGAGAGGCUGAUACAAAACUGCCAUGUGAAACUUUGAAACACUAAAGUCCAAUAAUCAGCAGCGUCUAUGUGCACACCAGUCUCCAUGACAAGUGACGCAUGCUUGCUUUAUUAAUCAGAACCAUGCUGCUGGAAAAAGAGCACUGCAACUGAACUACAUGUUAAAUGAAACUGAAAUAAACUAAAUAGCUUCUUUAA
Molecule: messenger RNA, 14965 nt
Organism: Lates calcarifer (barramundi perch)
Lineage: Eukaryota; Metazoa; Chordata; Actinopteri; Centropomidae
Exons: 5
Coding region: 9909-10847 (312 amino acids)
Source: RefSeq, a predicted model, not a curated record